Physeter macrocephalus (sperm whale) is the source of this 2767-nucleotide messenger RNA. RefSeq names its product succinyl-CoA:glutarate-CoA transferase (gene SUGCT). The record is from RefSeq and is a predicted model, not a curated record. Lineage: Eukaryota; Metazoa; Chordata; Mammalia; Artiodactyla; Physeteridae. The coding region runs from base 47 to 1516 and encodes 489 amino acids. The transcript has 16 exons. Gene Ontology annotation, molecular function: catalytic activity.
UCGUUCACCACUCACGCGGGGAGCGAGGAUUUCAGAGGCGUGCGCGAUGCUGGCGACGCUGGCGACGCUGGUGAGGGUCGCGGCUCUGCGGAGAACCGGCCGUCUCUCCCGCCGGGGCGGCGGGAGGGGGCUGUGGACGGGCCGCCCGCAGUCAGAUACUGACAGUGUGAAGCCAUUGGAGGGUGUAAGAAUUCUGGAUCUAACAAGAGUACUGGCGGGACCUUUUGCUACUAUGAAUUUAGGAGAUCUUGGAGCAGAAGUUAUAAAAGUGGAAAGACCAGGAGCUGGUGAUGAUACACGAACUUGGGGUCCACCUUUUGUGGGGACAGAAAGUACUUAUUUUCUCAGUGUUAACCGAAAUAAAAAAAGUAUAGCUGUUAAUAUCAAGGAUCCAAAAGGGGUGAAAAUCAUCAAAGAGCUUGCAGCUGUUUGUGAUGUAUUUGUGGAAAACUAUGUCCCUGGCAAAUUGUCUGCAAUGGGGCUGGGCUAUGAAGAUAUAGACGUGAUAGCGCCUCACAUGGUCUACUGUUCCAUCACAGGGUAUGGUCAGACAGGUCCACUGUCUCAGCGGGCUGGGUACGAUGCUGUUGCCUCUGCUAUUUCUGGUCUGAUGCACAUCACAGGGCCCGAGGAUGGAGAUCCAGUUCGUCCAGGAGUGGCCAUGACUGAUCUUGCCACUGGCCUUUAUGCAUAUGGAGCCAUUAUGGCUGGAUUGAUACAAAGAUAUAAAACCGGAAAAGGACUGUUCAUUGAUUGUAACCUACUGUCAUCCCAGGUGGCAUGUUUGACUCACAUCGCUGCGAAUUAUCUUAUUGGCCAAGAGGAAGCACGGCGCUGGGGCACAGCUCAUGGAAGUAUUGUUCCUUACCAGGCUUUUAAAACCAAGGAUGGAUAUCUUGUAGUCGGAGCAGGAAAUAACCAACAGUUUGCUACUGUGUGCAAGAUCUUGAAUUUGCCUGAACUGAUUGAUGAUUCCAAGUAUAGAACUAACCGCCUUCGGGUACAGAAUAGAAAAGAGCUUAUUAAAAUACUAUCGACACGGUUUGAAGAAGAAAUGACCAGCAAGUGGUUACACCUCUUUGAAGGCAGUGGAGUCCCCUAUGGCCCAAUUAACAACAUGAAGAAUGUGUUUGCAGAACCCCAGGUGUCGCACAACGGCCUCGUUAUGGAGAUGAAACAUCCGACUGUGGGGAAGAUAUCAGUCCCAGAAAACCUGGCAUGGAGAAGCCUUACCCUUGGCAGUAGCUUGCGAAACACAGCGAAGGAAGUUUGUGAAACAAGCAGAAUACUGAAUACCUGCCGCGAAAAAGUCAUUACCAUCGCGAACCUGUCACAGACAAAGCCAGGCCCAGCUGUGAGAUACAGUGAGUUAAAGAUGUCAGAGGCCAACCCGCCCCCCCUGCUUGGGCAGCACACGACGCACAUCCUGAAGGAGGUCCUCAGAUACGAUGACAGGGCCAUCACAGAGCUGCUCAGCGCUGGAGUGGUGACCCAACAUGAGGUGUGUUGUCUUUAAUAUAGAGGAAAACUUCUGGAGAGGACCCUGGAGCAGCAGCUAACACUGCUAAAAUCAAGACUGAACCAUCAGAGAGUUACAUCAGGACGGAAGGUUUGUCCUUGGAUCAAAGCCUCCCCUGGGCGAGGCCUCUGGUACAUGCGUCCUGGUAGUGGCUGCAGUGGUCUGGGCCAUGUGGGAAACUCUGUUGUUAUCACAGACUCUUCCCAUGACUUCGGUGUAUCACUUCUUUUUGGUUUCCUCUCCUGUCAAACGAGCAUGCGAAUCUCUGACCCUGAGCUCAAUUAGAGAACCACCUUGCAAACCCUGGCUUUUAUUUAUGUGUGUGAGACUCAAGUGUAGCUCCUCAGGCAUGUUUUGUAUUCCACGGGGUGCCCCUCUCCUUAAUCCACCCCCUACACCCAGCCCCCCGGCCAGCAGUGACUCUCCAUGGUUUGCCAUGCAUGUCCUGGCACGUCAGGACACAUCAUUUGAAAUACCUGUUGGCCAUAUGUGGCAUCUCCUUAACGUGGAUAAGCUGGAUGCUCUGCAGGGAAGAGACCCUGAGGACUGUGCCCUCCAGGUGGUUUAUUUGUGUCCGCCCACCAGGGAAGCACAUCCUUUCCUAUUGAAAUGUGUGAAGGAAAAGUCCAUAGUACCUAGAGAGCCACGUGGCCCUAACUUUCUUCCUGAUCUUGUGGUAAUGUCCAUAAAGAAUGUUCUCCAGGAGGAAGAAUCAGUCAUUGUUAUGGACUGAAUGUUUCUGUCCCCCCACCCCUAAUACUCAUACAUUAGAGCCCUAACACCCCAUGUGACUGUAUUUGGAGGUAGAGCCUGAGAGGAAGUGAAAAAGGUUAAAUGAGGUCAUGGGGUAGGGCCCUAAUCUGACAAGGUUGGUGCCUUUAUAAGAAGAAGGAGAGAUACCAGUGCUUUCUCUCUCCACCAUGUAAGACCACAGCAAAAAGGCAUCUGUCUGCAAAUCAGAGAGAGAGUUCUCACCAGAAUUUUAACCUGCCGGACCUUGAUCUGGGACUUCUAAUGUUCAGAACUGUGAGAAAAGACGUUUCUGUUGUUGAAGCCACACAGGCUGUGGUAUUUUGUUACGGCAGCCAGAGCAGCCCUGGCAAAGUCACGUAAACACUCCAGAAACAGCCACCAUGACUGGGCAAGAGGGAAUCCAGUCACCUUCCAGGACUGACGUUUCAUGCUGACUGGUCUCAAACCAAUCUUCUCAAAUCUUUUCUUGGGAAAGCGCAAAUGCUAGGUGAGCCA